GCGGCGCUCGACCUGUGAACAACUGCCUUAUCAUUUUUUGGGUAUUGUGAUGACUGAUAGCAAAAUGGAGAAGCAGGAAGAACAAGCCAGAUCUCCGACAGAGAUAAAGCCAAAAGUAGAAGUCGUAGACCAAACAGAACAACAACCAGAGAAACCGCCCGAGCAACCGCUGGGAGACAAAGGGGAAGAGAAACUUGCUCCACCAACUGUAAUCCGACGUCACUUUAUCACGCGGGAAGGCACCAUCGUAGAAAAUACGGAGGAUCAACCUCCUGAAGCAACUACUGAAGAAGUGGUGAACACAGCUUCUUCAACGCCCCAAGAGCUUAGCCCUGCGGGUUCCCAGAAAGCUGAACCCCAGGAGGCUACCGCCUAUAAUGAGAUUUUACACCCAGAAGCUACCCAGGAGCAAUUCGCCGAGAUAGCAGCCAGUGAAGGCUAUCAAGCGCAACCAGAGUACACACAUGACAUAAGUUAUGCUUCAGUGCAAAUCGGCGUGAAUGGUCCAAGCGAAAUCGAGCAGCAAACAGACUAUGCCAGCUUGCAAGCUCCACAAUAUGGCAACGGAUUCACAGAAAGUCCUCAGUAUUUAGCUCACCAUCAGUACCAGGGUAUGUACAUAGAAAGAAGCAGUGGAGAAGGCUCACCACCAACGUUGUUGUACAGAGAUAACGAUCCAAGUCUUGCCUCAUCUAGAUAUCCGGCUAAUUUCGAAGUACCAGCAAACGUCCAAACCCAUAUGCUCCCUACGACGGAGCCCUACUACGGCGUGAGCUGGCCCUCGACCAGUAGUACCACCGCUUACCAGCAGUUCCCAGCCGGCGGCAGUUCGGCGAUCCACCACCAGGGGGACGGCAGCAACCAACAACCGUAUGCACCUGGAGGGGGGGCGUACGUGAACGCUACGUGGUCGGGCAGUGCGGGCAGUGCUACCCUUGAGGAUCAGCAGCGUACCCUUCAGCACGGAGGGGGCCCGAACGCAGCCACCGUUGAGGUACUUGUGAAAGAGUGCGUAAAUUGCGGCGCGAGCGUGACCCCGUUAUGGCGUAGAGACGGCACUGGUCAUUAUCUGUGUAACGCGUGCGGUCUCUACAACAAAAUCAAUGGGGUGCACAGACCGCCCGUUAGACCCAACAAAAAACCGCAGGCGACUGGUAACAGAAGAAACGGAGUUUCCUGUGCCAAUUGUAAAACACAAAACACCACACUAUGGAGGCGAAAUAAUCAAGGCGAACCAGUAUGCAACGCAUGUGGAUUAUACUUCAAAUUACACAACGUGAACAGGCCUCAGAGCAUGAAGAAGGAUGGGAUACAGACCAGGAAGAGGAGACCAAAGAACUCCGGUGCAGCGAGCGUUGCGGGUCCAUCGAACCAUCAUCAGAGAUUACCUAAUAUGCAAAGUCCAUCGUUCUACCAACUAACGCAAGAUAUCGAGUUACCAGCAGAUCAGUACCAGUUUCCUACAAUGGCAGUGCAUCCCCAGACACCUCAACAACAAAUCAUAUUUAGAGAAUUCUCAGCGGAACAGAUAAGCCGCUUGAACGUUCAACCACUUCGCCCUUCCCUAACGACUGACGAACAAGCAACUGUCAUAGCUGCGACUCCUCACAGAUACAGGCAAAACCUAGAUGAAGAUGAUGGAGGAAGUAACUCAACGUCGAACGCCUAAAGUCACAAUUUGCCACGGAGUGAUUUCGUCACUCACACAUCCAGAUGAACAAAGUGUAGAAUAUUAAGAAUGUAAAAAUGCACGAUCUCAUCUUAUGCAUGUAUGUUGUACAUAUUGUGAGGUAUGUUUAUUUGAACCGGAAGCAAAAGUGGUAAUAUGGAUGUCAUGUAAAAAUGAAUGUGAAUCUUAGUAUUUGCAUGCUACAUAGAUGUAUAUAAUAAUGCCUUUAUUAGCUGAAGUGAGGCCAAGUUUAGUCAGACCCCACAACAGGAAAAAAAGAAUACUUGAACACAUAAACAAAAUAAUAACAUACCAAAAAAAUACAGUGCAUAAGAAUGACAACAUUGACUGCACGAGACAAAUGCAGAUAGUAUUGCGAGAGUUUUAAAUUUGAAACAAACAUAGCAGAAAAUAGUCAAAAAAAAACACAUGAACACAAGAAAAACUCCAGCAUCUGACUUUUCAUUAAGUUCUUAAAAGAAGCAACCUGUUUGGAUCGAUAGCCACUGUUGACUGCAUUGUAAUGCUUGACAGCAUUAUAGGUGCAACCUCUUUCAAAGACCGAGGUAUUGUGAGGAGGCAUGUUAAAAUCAGCAUUAAAUCUAAGAGCUCUGGUAACAAAACUACCACGGUGAACUAAUUUGCUAGCGAGGUAAGCUGGUCUGUUAGAUAAUAGAACUUCAUGCGUGAAGACGGUCAAAAGAUAUAAAAAUAACUUAUCAAUUCGCAACCAGUUGAGUUCUUUGAUUUUAUCUGAGACGCAACUAAACUUGCGCAAUCCAAAAAUAAACCUACAACAGCUGUUCUGAAUUUUCUGGAGUUUCCUUUUGUGGACGUAGUCUAAACAUGGGUAAUAAAGAACAAGAGAGUAAGAAAUGACAGACAACACAAGACUUUCGGCGAGCUUUUUUCGAGUUUUAAAAUUCAGGAUGAAUCGAUUAGAAUGGAGGAGUUUCAAACGCAUAUACGUAUACAAUACUGUAGAUAAGAAAGAGAAUCUCAUAUUUAAGUCAAGGGUAACACAGAGAUUCUUGGCGUAAUCCACAAAAGGGAUGAGUGUCUCAUCCAAAACAACACAAAUCAUCUGCUUCAUUUCACGGUAGAAGUUCUUCGAACAGUACAACAUUGCAGUAGUUUUAUUAGGAUUGAUCUUCAAGCAGUGUUUGUUACAGUAAUCACUGAUGUUGGCCAAGUCUAAAUUAACUUUAAAAUCAACCUUUAAUGGAUCGAAACCAAACACUAACUGAGUAUCAUCUGCAUAAGUUUGCAUACUACAAUGGACUAAACAGUCUUGCAGAUCGAUCGUAUAAAUCAGAUAUAGUAAGGGACCUAAUACUGUCCCUGUGGGACUCCUGAAGGAACUGGCUCAGUGGAGGAAAUUCCUUGAUCAGCUUUCACUGUUUGUUGACGAUUUAGCAAGUAUGAUUCAAAGAACCAUAGAACUAUAUCUGACAUUCCAUAAUGAGAUAACUUGCUCAGUAGUAUCUGGUGAUUGACCAUGUCAAAGGCUUUCGAGAAAUCUAACAGUACCAAGACGGUGUUUAUGUGAUUAUAUAAAUUGAUAUGACAUAUACAUAGUAACAUAGAGUGGGCACUCAAGUAGCUUUAUGAGUCAGAGGUUUCAAAACAUGCAAUUGCAAAACAAUGCAGAGUCUGUAAGAUACAGGGUGAUAAAUUUAAAAAAAAAUCAAUAUUUUAAGACAUAUUUACUCGAUUCUGUUGAAACUUCGAAAUAUUAUUUGUUGAAUUCGGAGGCCAAUUUAGCCCCAAAUGGAUUAAAAUUAUUAGCUCCAGUGGGGUCCCUGGGGGCACCUUAGCGAAUAUUAUUGGCGAAAAAAUGUACUGCCUUUUUUGUAACUUUAAUAUCUGUUGUUUGAUUAAGCAUCUAAAAAUACAACUUCUUUGCCUAUUAAGAAAAAAAUAAAAACCGUUUUAUUGCAUGUCACCGGACAAAAUUGGUUUAUGAACUUUUGCUAAAAAAAUCACAAGUGCACUGGAAAAUAUAAAAUCUAAAAAAUCUCUAGGAAGCCUUAUUGCAUCUUUUCCGAUAUGUAGCAUGACAUAAAGUUCAAUUUAGGUAUCGUUUAGAAUUUCGUCUAUGUCAAAAGUUUCGGAAGUGGAAAAAUUUCCUAGUGUAGAAAAAUUGUCUGUUUGUGCUUCAAGGGGGUGAAUUUCAAUUCGGGGUAGGGCAUCGGCAUUAGUAUUAAUACUGCCUUUGUUAUAAAUAAUGUUAUAUUCAUACUGUUCUAGUUUCAAGCACCAUCUGACGACCAUGGAACCAGGUUCUUUGAUGGAAAACAGCUAUUGUAGUGAUUUCUGGUCAGUAGUUAUGUUAAAUGAAUGCCAAAAACAUAUGUACGGAAAUACUGUACUGCCCAAACUAUAGUAUAAGCAAUGGGGAGGUCUUUGCCUAUUCGAACAUGCGAAAGAACAACGCCAAUAGCAACGUUCGAUGCAUCUGUUGAUAUACUAAACGGCUUCGUGAAACCGGGAUAUACUGCAAAAUAGGGUCGUGCAUCGAAAUGUCUUCACAAGUCUCGAAACAUUUGAUGAAUUCGGGGGUGCGUUGAAUUUUCACGAUAUUCUUUAAGCAUUGUGUAAGGGGUUGUUAAUAAAUUUUCUGUAGUAGCCGAUGGGUCCUAAACAAGAUUUAAUCUCUUUGGCAGUUCUGAGAAUAGGCAAUGUCUCUAGUGCUUCAAUCUUUUUCGGGUUGGACUUUAUGCCUUCAGGAGUCACAAGGUCUCAGGAAUUCAACAGAUUUGCCCAAAAAUUCGCAUUUGUCUAAUUGAAUUUUUAACCUUGCUUCCUUAAGCUUCUGAAACACUUUUCUAAUAUUAGAUAUAUGUUCCUGGAGGCUGCUGGAGAAGAUAAUUAUGUCGUCCAUAUAAACGAGACAUACUUUUCAUCGAAGGCAUUCCAGUACAUCGUCCAUUACUCUUUGGAAUGUACUGGGGGCAUUUUUUAAGCCAAAAGGUAAUCUAACUAACUCGUAAUGUCCAUUUUCGACAAUAAAAGCUAUUUUAGGGAUUUUGCUUUCGAAAAGUUCGUAAUCCGUGUAUAGUCAUUUAUCUUCUGCCAUAAUCCAUGGAAGUUUAGUACUUGCUUAAAUUUUGUAACAUAGAAAUCUUUACUGUCAAAAUUUAUAUUGAAGUCUCCUAAAUGUACAUUUGUGCAAUUCCUGUAACAAUGUUUUUCGCAUAUACUUUCAAAAAAUUCAAUAAAUCGAUUGACGCUUCCACUUGGAGUUCGGUAAUAAGUAUACAGAUUGUAAUUUUUUUGUAUCCUUAUUUCGAGAUUGAUGAACCACCACUGAUAUUCAACGACUUCAAUGUUCUGUACUUAAACUUCAAUGCUAUAUAGUGUAUAUAUCAAUAUACCACCUGUAUGCUUCGGAACAGAGUUUACUCUUACAACUUGAUAGCCGUGAAUAUCGAUCUCUUCCUCCUCAAUAUCUUCUGUUACAUGUGAUUCUGUUAAACAAAGUAUUAAUGGUUUCUCUAUCAGCAAGACAUUUGAAACCUCAUCUUUGUGACAAAAAUCUUUGAAUGUUUAAGUGGUAUAUAUAGCUUACAGCUUGUUUUGUUUGUAAUUGAUGAUCUGUCUCCAUAGCCAGCUUUGUUUUUCGAUUUUUGCCACUACAUUUAUCAUCAAAUCACUGCUUAUAAUAUUGUUUCUUCCUUUCAGUCUCACUCACUUUAUAACUGUGUCCUACAUGUUUCUCUACGUCUAACUUCAAUUUUGUGAUGUCGUCAACAUAAUUACAUCCAAUUUCACCGCCCCAUCUCUCUCAUCGUUAAUUUUUUUAUGGCGACAUUCAUUUUUGCAGGAUUUAUAUAUUUGCUGAGUACCUUCUUCGUGUGUAAACAGUUUUGACUUUUAUAGUUUGGUUUUAUUAUAACUGUCUUUUCUGGUUGUACUGUAGAAGUAACCAAAUUUCUAUUAAUGUUUGUAUGUUUGACUAUUACUCGGUGUUCUGCAUGUGUUUCUGUUUUAUUCGUGUUCGUUACAGUGAGAAAUUCAGUAACGUCAGUGUCUUUAUCUAGAUUUACUUCUUUUUCGUUGCUGUAUUUCACAGCAUUUGCAAAUGAUUUAGUUCCAUUUUUUUCUAUUUGUAAUUCGUCUAAUUUCACUUGCAGAUAUGCAUUCUUCUUUUGAAGCUCUUUUAUCAAAAAAUCUUGUAUGUGAAUUGUAUAUAAUUGUAUUCAUUUUUAUCACAUCUUCCACUAGAAAUCCCUUUUCAUCUUCUUCUUCGGUAUUUUUUGUGUUUCUAUUUUCGUUUAUGAUUUCGUUUGGCAUAGGUUUUUUAAUGUAGAGAACUGGAUCAGUAGUGACAACAAAUUGUCAGUUGUCACUGAUCUACUUAGAACCGUUGAUCUUCGAGAAAGGACCCUAGCUCAGCAGAACCUUCCCCAAUAGUCUCCGACUCUUCUCAUAAAGAUAACAAUACAAAAAAAUUCGGCCUCAAAACCACCUAAUUCUGUUCAUAUACCAGGAGCAAUUUCAAUUCAAUGACCUAUACCGAGCGUUAAGUUUAAAAUCGGAUUGAGUCGGGAUGUUCAAUUUGAUGGAAACCGGAGGCGAGAUCAAGGGUUUGUGAAAUAGUUACAACGUCCAAGUUUGUCGAGAAUGUCAGUGAUGUUGCAAAGGGGAUAGCGGUCAUCUUUGAUUUUUUUCAUUAGGUUUUCUGCAGUCGACAACAAUUCACCAUUUUUGCUUGCCUCUAGCAUCGAUUUUCUUUGUGACAAUCAUUUUUUCCAUCUGCCUAGACACUUCCUGUUUGUGGACAUAGGGAUAUCUAUAUGACUCGGUAUGAAUGGCGAUGUCGUCGGAGGCUUCAAUCUGAUGCUUAACUUUUGUGAGUGAAGGUGAGGGGAUAGUUUUCAAAAUGGAAAAUGCUGAAAAAUUCUGAGUAGGCAAGUAGGCAACUGAUUUUUGAGAUGUAGUGUCAGUCCUAGUUUUUUCAAAUCUUGAAUUCCAAUAAUUCCAUCUAAAUAUUCAUCAAAUAUGAAAAGAAUAAAUUCGAAUUCAUCAGGAGUACCUAGUUCUUCGAGUAGGGAAAUUGAAGCUUUGAAUUGACUGGUUUUUGUGCCAGCGCAAGGGGAAAUGGGCGUAUUGGAAUGGAAAAUUUUGUAUGGGAAAAACUUUUCUGCAAUAUAAGGUCUAAGAAGUGAACCGUGACAACCUGUGUCCGUAAGUAACUUUACUGGGAUUUCUUUGAGUUGAAUAUAAGGAAGGGAGUUGGCUAAAUUAAUGUUAUUUAGGCCUAUCUGAAACCUGGGGGAGGUUCGGCUUCUCGAAAAUUUUGAUUUUCAGAGUUAUCUGAGUAGUAAUUAUAGGUUUCUGGAUAAUAUUCUCGAUUGCUGUGAGAUGGAGAUUUAUCUUGAUCGGGAUAUUGAGAAUAAUAUUGUGGAGUAUAAUGUGAUGAAUGAGCUUCGGGUUGUUCUGUGUGAUAAACCUCUUGUGAAACAAAACUACGGGGUCUGGUUGAUCUAAAAUAAUAAUUCUUAUCCUGUCUAUUUGAUUGCCUUGAAGAUAUGUCCAUGGGUACUGGAGUGUGUACUAGUUUAUGAGAAUUCUUAGGAUGAAAAACGUUUGUUGAACGUUGGGAUUGAGGUGGUCCGAAUACCUGUCUGUUUGUCGGGAAGUGUUGUUUAACUGGAAUGGGUUUUGGUAAUGGAAUAGGUUGAGAAGGAAAUUGCUGUCCAUUUUCAUUGGAACAAGGUUGAUGUGGUUGAGGUAAAUGACUUUGUGGCGAAAAUUGGGUGUGGAGUUCUUGGGCAAGAAUUUGAUGAUUUGGUGUUUGUCGAUAGCUAUGCUGUGGAUUAAGAUAUGUGAAAUUAGGUUGAGUAUAUGAAGGGGUUUGUCUUUGAGACGGAUAAUGAUUUUGAUGUGACGGGUUAUCAUAAUUAUUUCAUCUAGGCUUGUGUGAAAAUGAUCGGAGGUGACUAGGAUGUCCAAAGUUCUGUCUUUUCGCAAACGCGUCGAUUCUAAUCUUAUUGUAAAAAUGUUUCCUAACUACUUUGAUCGCGUUUGAUAAGUCGGAGGGCUAUUGAAUAUCUAACAAAAGUCUAAGUCUAUCGUCACAGUUCGUGGUCAAGACGUCGAGUGCAUUCAAUUCGUUUUGGCUAAUGAGUCCUUUUGGUCGGGAGUAAGGGAAGGAUCGGUUUGGAUUUUCACUUCAACUCUGGACUUUAUUAAUUUCAACCUUUCUAGAAAUUCUAAGAUAGUUUCAUUUCUAAAUUUUGCGAAUUGCAAAAAUUCUCUAGUGAGAGUUUGUCUGUCGAUUUUGUCACCGAAAUGCUCUCUGAGCGCAUUCUUAAUUUGGAGCCAAGAAGCGAUGUCCGGUCUACCCAUCAAAAAGUUGUAAACGUUACGUUUCAGUUUGGAACAGAUUACAAUGAAAACGAAAUCGUUCAAGGUAACAUCGUUUGAUCUAUCGUAUGUGUUAUAGAACUUUUUACAUCUAAAAAUGAAUGGUUCUAGUUGUUUAGUAUCACCAUCAAAAUAUGGCAGAAAAUCUUCAAUUGCUUUUGCGGCGUGCAUGCUUGGAACGGGGUUAUAGUGCUAUUAAGAGAUAUGUUUUCUAAUAAAUUUCUGAUAGUACCUAUAAAGCUGAGUCAGAAUCUUGCAUAAAAGUAUAUAAUGUGGGUGUACGAGAAAAUUAAAGUUGUGGGUCUAUUGAAGUUCGUAAAAAAUGUGAAAAUGUCAAAAAUAUAAAACUACCUAAUACACAAAAAUGUAAUGCAAUUGGAUAUAUGUGUAUUUAUGAGUUAAAUUCAUCUAAUCCUUAUAAUUAUACUAAAGUUACCUAAAAUAAUUUUUAAUUCAGAUCGGCACUGUAGCUUUCGAGAAGUGUACCUGAAUUAUGUUUCCUUGAAAAAUGUAGCUCAUGAUCAAGAAGCUAAAGAAGCUAUACUAAAUAUUAUGGGCAAUCUUCAGCAAAAUUAAAUUUUACAAAAAUGCACCAAAAAAUCUUGACAAAAAAAAAGGGUAGGAGAAAAGACAAAGGAACAUUCGACUUGAACCUUCAGACUUUCAGACACUGCACUCUGACAUCAAUUUUCAUUUUUGGGAUGGUCCUGGGUUUCCUGGUCUUCUUCUGAGUUCUGAUUCAUUCGUCUGAUCCUACUGACUGACUGCGCCAAUUUAGGUAUCGCGUCGCGAGUUCGCGUUUUUAAAAAACGUUUUACAGGUGAUUUGAUACACUUGAUUAUCUCAAAGUACAAGUAUCGUUUCAGGAAACAACGUUUUCAUUACCAAACCUAAGACUAUGUGAGCUUUGAAGCGAUUGACUAAUAGAUGUAAUCUAAAGUAAUAGCUGAUGUAAACUAAAGGGCACAAAACGAGAAUUUAUAAUAUGGGGUUGUUUAUAAAGAUAAAAUUCAAGUACACAAAUUCGGGAGAUAUACGAGGGGCUUUCGCUAUAUAACUUGAGUUUCAACAGAAUCGAGUGAAUACUUUUUAAGAAAUUAAUAAUUUUUUUUAAUUCAUCACCCUGUGUCUUGAAAACUCUGCAUUUCCAGGACCGUGUUUAUAGAAACUUUUUUUUAACAAUCACCCUCUAAAAAUAUCUCCGUCUAUAUUUCUGAGUAAACAUAAAUUCUUAGUUCCCGCGUAAAUCAACCAUUUUUGGAGAGAGAUAUAAACAAAAAAUUUGAGUAUUUUAGAGAUAACUGCAAACGAUUGGCUUUCUUUUCAAGGAAUCUGUUCAGUAAAAAAUAUAGCAUCCUUUAUGAAAAAAGCUUAUUUGAUCAUUGAUAUAUAAACAUAUGAUGAUAUAAUGUUAGUGCAGUAGAAGGGUUUUCGGUAGAUAAAGGUUCUGUCAACUGUUCUACACAAAAUGAAACAGCAUAUUUUUUCAGUUCUAAAAUAGUCCUCGGUAUUAACGGCUUCUCUAUUAGGUAUAUUAUUAAACUUCUUACACAUAUCUGAAAAAGAACAGAUACUUUAUAAUAUUUUUAUUGUUAUAUUAAGAAUCUAAAAAGCAUAGCGCUUACUUUUAUAUGAGCAAAUUCGUUGUCUCAUCCCAAAAAUAAAUUAUCUAUGGUAGAACUACGAAUGUAUGUUUAUGGAAAUAAAUGAAAGUACUAUAAGAGCUUUUAAAAAUUUUGGUUAUCUCCGGCUGAGAAAAUUAUAAUAAUUUGAUAAUUGCAAAAUAUUUACGAUAUCAAGGGUGUCAUAUUUAAGAGUUAUAUACAAUCUCUUCUACUGAGAUACUAGAAAACCGUUUGAGAAUCCACUUGUUCAUUUUUAUGUGAUAUCCAAAAUACGAGUGAUUGAUUUAUUGGGUUAUGAGUAUGCCUCUUUUUUAUACGUGUGAUACCUAGUCAGGUAAUUUUAUUUUGUACAUUGUUAGGUUUAAUAAUAUUGUGG
Acanthoscelides obtectus is the source of this 10042-nucleotide messenger RNA. Lineage: Eukaryota; Metazoa; Arthropoda; Insecta; Coleoptera; Chrysomelidae. The record is from the annotation of a GenBank genome assembly.